AUGGCGCAGAGAGUAGCAGUGAUCGGGGCCGGGCCCGCUGGUCUGACCAGCAUAAAGGCUUGUCUGGAUGAGGGCAUGGUGCCAACCUGCUUCGAGAGCAGCGAUGACAUGGGAGGACUGUGGAAGUUCAAGGAAGUGUCAGAGCCCAACAGGGCCAGUAUCUACCGCUCCCUCACGAUCAACAUCUCCAAAGAGAUGAUGUGCUACAGCGACUUCCCCAUCCCCCCUGAUUUUCCCAACUACAUGCACCACUCUAAAAUCCUGAAAUACUUCAGAAUGUAUGCGGAACACUUCAAACUACUGCGACACAUUCGCUUCCAGACCUCAGUGAAGAGUGUCAAACCGAGACCAGACUUUUCUCGGACUGGUCAGUGGGAAGUAGUUACUGAGAACAAAGACGGACGGGAGGAGAGGCAUGUUUUCGAUGCAGUUAUCUGCUGCUCUGGUCACUACACCUACCCUAACCUGCCACUUAAAGACUUCCCAGGAAUUGAGACAUUUGAGGGAAAAUACCUCCACAGCUGGGACUACAAGGGGCCUGAGGACAUGUAUGGGAAGAGGGUGGUGGUCAUCGGCAUCGGUAACUCAGGGGGCGACAUCGCUGUGGAGACCAGCAGAGUUGCAGAGCAGGUGUAUAUGAGCACUCGUCGCGGUGCCUGGGUCAUCCGACAGGUUUCAGACAAUGGGCUGCCAGUGGACAUGAAGUACAACACGCGUUUUGUCCACAUCCUGUUCCAGCUGCUGCCCAUCAGCUUCUUCAACUGGCUUGGUGAGAAGAAACUCAACGCCAUGUAUGACCACACCAUGUAUGCCCUCAAACCCAAACACAGGCUUUUCAGUCAGAUCCCAGUAAUCAACGAUGACCUGCCGCUAAAGAUUCUGUCUGGAUCAGUCGUCAUCAAACCAAAUGUGAAGGAAAUCCGUGGUUCCACUGUGGAGUUUGAUGAUGGCAGCAUUGUGGUAAAGGUGGAUACCAUUGUAUUCGCCACCGGAUACAACUACGAUUUCAACUACUUGCCAAGCAGCACUAUGUACAAAUCUGGGCACCGUGUGGGUCUCUACAAGCAUGUAUUUACCCCAAACCUUGAGCAUCCCACUCUGGCUGUUGUGGGUUUCAUUCACGCCCUUGGAGCCAUCAUGCCUCAGGCUGAAAUGCAGGCCCGCUGGGUUGCACGUGUAUUCAAACGUAGUAAAAAGCUGCCCUCAAACCAGGCCAUGAUCAAGGCUGUUGAAAAGGACACAAAGGACAUUGACAAACACUACAUCGUGUCAAAGCUGACGCCGCUUCAGGUGGACUUUGUUUCCUACAUGGACGACAUAGCUGGAGAGAUCGGAGUGCGGCCAAGUCUCCCCUGGCUCUUCUUCACUGACUACCCCUUGUUUAAGAGGGUUUUGUGGGGGCCUGUUACCGCCUACCAGUACCGGCUGAUGGGACCAGGGAAGUGGGAGGGAGCCCGGCAGGCCAUCUUCACCCAGUUCGACCGCAUGUACCAACCCUUAAAAACCAGAAAGACGGUGGAACAAGAGCCCUCCUUAGCUGGACGCCUGAUGAAGCUGAGCCUGACUAUGAUGGCUGGAGGAGCUGUCGUCUACUAUGUCCAUGUACGCAAUCCAACCACCAUCCCUGCCUUGCUGUCCAGCCUUCGUCCACAAACAGUCUGA
Messenger RNA from Stegastes partitus (bicolor damselfish), 1662 nucleotides. RefSeq names its product dimethylaniline monooxygenase [N-oxide-forming] 5-like. Gene Ontology annotation, molecular function: flavin adenine dinucleotide binding; NADP binding; N,N-dimethylaniline monooxygenase activity. Lineage: Eukaryota; Metazoa; Chordata; Actinopteri; Pomacentridae. The coding region runs from base 1 to 1662 and encodes 553 amino acids. The transcript has 10 exons. The record is from RefSeq and is a predicted model, not a curated record.